UCUCAGAGUGCGCGUAAAACAACAAAAUAUGCCUUUAUCAGUGUUAUCAGUGUUUAUCAUAGCUACGAGCUGUAAUUGAGGCGACUCAUCGCAAGGAUUCCGCUGGCAACUCGAGCUGCUGUCCACUUUCAGGACGCCCCAAACAACAGCCGGCAUAGUUUGUCUGUGCGAUCCACCCAGUCGGUACCCUGCAUCCGGUCGAACUAGAAUGUUGUGUAGAGGUUACCCCACCCCCUUCCCGUCGUUGUGAUCGAGGCCUUGAAGGACUCGUCCAGAAGGACGGUCGGCAAAUGGCAUCAUACCUAGCCGUCUCUGCUGCAGGAGACUUAACGUGAUCUUAGCGGUUCAGGACUUUGUUCAACUCAUAAAUGUGCCUGGGGAACAGGGGUACCAUGCUGUGACCAGGACCUGCACUUUGGUAUUUCUGCAAGUGUGACAAAACUCUUGCCUUCGAGCACUUGGGAAAAGCUUAAUGCCAUACCCUGCGGCAGUAAUCUGGUGAAGGCGACCGAAGGCGCUACGAACAGUAGCCAUAAAAUAAGUACUGCCAUAGCUCUGCGCUCCUUACAGAUGCCACUGUUGCCAUGUGGGAUGAGAGGCCCCAUGGCGGCCCCACCAUCCAGUAUAUAUUCUAUGUGAAACUGUGCAUAUUCCAGUUUUUAUUCGAGGCCCUAGCCGAAAUGGUUAUCAAUCAGAUUUCGGAUCAGAGAGAAACCACAGUAAUGGUGGCCCACAGUAAUCAAGGAUCGGAAGUACUUUCAGAGGCUGGUUGGCCAAUAUGCGAUGUGACCAAUGACAAAGAACGCUCGGAUGAGUACACGCGCAAAUACAAGGAGUUUGAUGUCUUACAGUUUGCCAUUAGUUUGUAUCUUCGGCAGCAGCGUCAUGGCUAGGUAUUCGAGCGCUUCAAGGGCAACCAGUUAGCACUGGCGCAGUUCAUGCGCGACCAUCCAUUACUGGGCUGGAUUCAGCUUAUAAUCAACGGCACCUACGAGCGGGCGGCAAAGGUGAUGUCGCAAAACGAGAAGGAGUGGACAAGAUUAAUACUGAUCUAACGCUCAACGAGUAUCAGUUGUAGUUGAUUCUUGGUCUUGACCCAGUAGCACAGAAAGUGAUCAAAUCUUAGGAUAUAAUUGAUGUAAGUCUGGACAGACCAUAAGGUCUAAAAAGUAUACAUCGCCGACAAAAACGACACUGCCAUCGAAGUGGAGAUUGACAAGGCCUUUGGGCUUCUGAGCUUUAUGGAGCAGCUGUACGAUCUGCGACACAAGAUCUGGUGUGCAUCGACAAUGAUCCCAAUUUUACCCUGGAAUACAUGCAAAAGCUAAUGCUCUUCAAAAUCAUUGAAAUCUCGGAACUUAUGGGUCAGUAAGGCGACAUCUUUCUACCACCCAUGGAGGAGAGCACAGAACUGGUCUAUCUGCGGCAGAACAAGUCGUUCCAAUAUCUCUUGAAACUGACGCGUAUGAGGCUGAUAUAUUCUAAAAGCCAAAAGACAUGGAAGUCUAAUUAUGUGUUGCAUACACAAGCAUUUACAUUUAUUAAAGUUUAAGCUUUAAGUUAAAGAUGGACAGUUUUUAAACUGAUGUGGCUUGUGGGCUGGUGGACAGUUGCCAGCUUUGUUACUCCUCUGCUCAACCGCUGGGAUUAUAAUAUAUUAUAUACUGGGUUUCUUCGUCAGCCUCAAGCACACUGGCAAAACGCGGAGCUGCCGGCGAAAGUAUCUGAAGUGUGGCGAACGGAGAGGAAGCCCUCUAAGUGUUGGGUUGGCGCAACUUUACAGUCGAGUCGCCGUGGGCCACUGGCCCUUCAUCAGUGAGCGCAUCAGUUCAGCUUCGAUCAUGACGGACGAAACAACGCCACUCACCACCGACGUUGCCAGUGGCUCUGGUUAUGUGGCGCUGCCUCCUUAUCAAGGACCAGAACACGUAUUUCCAGGCGGUGUCUCACCGCGUUCACGUCGGAGCAAAAUGAAACAGUUCCAGUGUUGUAUGGGAAUUACAUUCAUAGUCAUUGUGUUUGUCGCUUUGGGCCUGGCCCUGUUGUUCGACGACUCGCUCAGCAACACGGAUGGUGGUCCCAGCUUUUUCUUGGCCAUAAAUGGAACAGACAUGGAGCUGCCACCGACGACACCAAUUCCAGAUGAGCCGGAAGCGGAUUGGGCCCUAAAACAGGCGGCUGUCGAUCGUCAUGAGGAGGCUCGAUCAGUUGGCGUCGGCAUCAAGGCGCUGGGGGAUCGUGAGAUAUUGGAGGAAGGCCUACAGCCGAAUGAGGUCAACACGCCAGCGUUCCGGCACUAUCGUUCCCUGAGCACCAAUCCAGAGGCUCGGAAACUGGCCCGUCGUGGUUACGUAGAGAACCAGGCGACCAUGGACAUUGCCCGAAGAUUCAACUACACCAAGCAGCCGGGUCGAAGUAAUAUUGGUUGGGGCCCGCAGAUCGUGCUGCCGGAUCCCACGGUGCUCCGGUUGGACUGCGACUUCAAUGCCCGCUACAGGCGAUCAACUGGCGUCUGCAAUAACAAAGAGCAUCCGCGCACAUUUGGAGCCUCGAUGGUGCCCUACCGCCGCAUGGUGGCACCGGACUACUCCGAUGGCAUUGCAGCUCCCAGGAUCAGUCAUGAUGGACACCUGCCGCCGGCACGCCAAGUCUCCCUGAAGAUUCAUCGUUCCAGCUACGAGACGGACUCAAACUUCACCGUGAUGCUGGCGGUCUUCGGCCAGUUCAUGGACCACGACAUCACCGCCACAUCGCUGACCACCUCCCAAGAGGGCGAGUCCAUCAACUGUUGUGCGGCAGCCACACGCGAACAGCAUCCGGAGUGCUUUCCCGUGGAGAUACUCCCCGACGAUCCCUACUACAAGCGGUACAAUGUCACCUGCAUGAACUUUGUUCGCUCUGCGCCGGCGCCCAUGGGCAGAUUCGGGCCGAGGAUGCAGCUGAACCAGGCCACCGCAUUCAUUGAUGCCUCUGUGGUGUACGGCAAUCUGGAGCAGCGGCAGAACCAGCUUCGCAGCUUCAUCAACGGCACGCUGCGCAUGUUCCUAACUGACGACGGACGAGAGCUGCUUCCGAUCUCGUCCAAUCCGGCAGAUGGCUGCAAUCGCGUCCAGAUGACACGACAGGGCAAGUACUGCUUCGAGUCUGGCGACGAUAGGGCCAACGAGAAUCUGCUGCUCACCUCCAUGCACCUGCUUUGGGCCAGGCACCACAAUAAUCUGGCUCGAAGCCUGCACGAAGUGAAUCCCAACUGGGACGAUGAGCGGAUCUACCAGGAGGCCCGUAAGAUUGUCGGCGCACAGAUGGCCCACGUCACCUACAAUGAGUUCCUGCCGGUGCUGCUCGGCAGGAAUCUGACACGUGUCAAGGGUCUUCUACCGGCCAGCCACAACCUCGACGAGCCGGAUACCUACGAUCCCCAGGUGGAUCCCAGCAUUGCCAAUUGCUUUGCUGCGGCCGCCUUCCGGUUUGCCCACACCCUGCUGCCGGGUCUGUUCAAUGUUUCACGGGACAAUAGUACGCCCGAGGCAAUAGAGCUGCACAAGAUGCUCUUCAAUCCUUUCUCGCUGUGGAAUGAGCACGGCAUUGACCACGCCCUGAAUACAGCUGCCAAUACGCCGGUGAUGCGCGUGGAUCGCUUCUUCUCUCUGGAGGUCACCCAGAAACUGUUUGAAGGCAAUCCCGACGAUCCGGUUCCGCUUUGCGGUCUGGACUUGGUCUCGCUGAACAUUCAGCGUGGUCGCGAUCACGGCAUACCCGCCUAUCCGGUCUUCCGGCGUCACUGCCGCCUGCCCCCGGUGGACACCUGGGAGCAGAUGGCCCAGGCCGUUGACAACGCCACACUGGCGUCCAUCAAGCAGAUAUAUGAAUCACCGCAGGAUGUGGAUGUCUAUACUGGAGCCGUCAGCGAGCCACCGCUGGAGGGUGCCAUCUUUGGUCCGCUGCUGAGCUGCAUGGUAUCCGACCAGUUCCUGCGCCUCAAGCUGGGCGACUCCCACUGGUACGAGCGGAAAAUGGGACCCCAGAGGUUCACCAAAGGACAACUGACGGAGAUCUACAAGACAAGUCUGGCUGCCAUCAUCUGUCGAAAUUCGGAUGGAAUAACGCGAAUUCGAGAGCGUGUCAUGGAGCGUCAUCGAGUGGAUGACAAUAGCUACGUCAACUGUCAGGAUUUGCCGGGCUUCAACUUGGAUCUCGAGGCCUGGUCAGAGGUCAAGCAGUCGCCAGAGCUCCACAGGACGAGUAUCAGUCGGGCGGACAAGGCGGUGCGGGUAAUAUCAAAGGAGUCCAAGAGAGCAAUCAAUGUCACGCUGGAUCCAGGAAGUGUUGGAAAUGUAUGAGGUUGAUUAGGCUCGGCUAGAAACCCAUAAAAUUGUUGUAUGAAAAAAUGCCAAAUAAUUGUGAAAAUCCAAAACGAAUCUGCAGUUUCCGGGCAUUCCAUUCCGGACAGCGUCCUUUGGCUGCCCAGCAACAACAUCAUGAUAAGGCACUUCAAUUCCUAUUUACUUGCCUUUUAAAGUGCAUAUUACAUACUCGUAUAGUCGUGUCUAAUUGUACUUAUUAAAAAUAUAAAUUAAUAGCAAAUAAUGACAAUUAAAGUAAGCUUGUAAUCAAACACGAA
Drosophila pseudoobscura is the source of this 4621-nucleotide messenger RNA. It is a transcript of the gene cd, whose product is annotated as peroxidasin homolog cardinal. The transcript has 7 exons. Lineage: Eukaryota; Metazoa; Arthropoda; Insecta; Diptera; Drosophilidae. The coding region runs from base 1842 to 4340 and encodes 832 amino acids. The record is from RefSeq and is a predicted model, not a curated record. Gene Ontology annotation, biological process: response to oxidative stress. Gene Ontology annotation, molecular function: peroxidase activity; heme binding.